CAACUAACAGUGAUUGGCUGUUUUGAUUGGUUAUUUGAUGUGCCGAAGUUUUACGAGUUUAAAUCAAAAUUGACUUUUGUAGCUCUUGUGCAGAUAUGGGGGCAUGCUGAUCAAAAUAGAAAUGGUUUCCUUAAUCGUACGGAAUUUUAUAAUGCUCUUAAACUGGUUACAGUGGCACAGAGUAAGCGAGAAUUGACUAAAGAUACGGUCAAAGCUGCCUUGCAUGGUCCAGCUUCAGCCAAAAUCCCUGCUCCCCAAAUAAAUUUCGCAGCAACACUAACUCCCCGGCCGAAUACGAAAGCUGCCUUGCAUGGUAAAGAAGGCGUUGCUUCCGCAUCCUCGACUAUUACACAACCUAAAACACCAGAAAUUAAAGAGUUGUUUCGGUCUGGAUCGUCAGUGGGGAAUGGCACUUCUUCGUUGGAUUCCCGGUCGGGGAAACAAGAAUCUAAAUCACUUUCACCGACAGAAAAUUGCUUUCCUUUGGAAUCCGGAAAUUUGGUGUCACCGUCACCUUCUGCGGACGCAACUUUGACUUCUUUAGCAGACCGUUCUACUGCAGUUCAAGAUCAGCAGUCCCCAUCCACCGAGACGAAAGAAAAUCGAAUUUAUUCUGCUCAAUCUCGGCAUCCAUGGCCGCGAAUGAUGACUCGGUCUGGUGUUCAGAAGUACAGCAAGGUAUUCGAACAAGUUGAUACUGACAGAGACGGGAAAAUUACUGCUCAACAGGCACGCAACUUAUUCUUUCGGUUGAAGCUGCCACAAGAGGUCUUAGAGAUCGUGUGGGGAUUACCCGAUCAAGAAAAUGACAACAUGCUUACGUUGAGGGAGUUCUGCAUUGCGCUCUACUUGAUCGAAAGCUCUGUUCCUGUGGUGCCUCCCUCAGGCCAACCAGCUGCUGCAUAUGGCCAAGAGAAGGCCGAAAUUACGGUGCUGGAGAAGCAUCAUAGUGGCCAACUCGACACAGUGGAGCAGGAUUCCUUGAACAAUAAGUUCCAGAAGGCAGAUAAAAAGAUAUUAAAGUAUGCUGAUGUAAUUCGAGCUGGUUUCCUUGGUCGUCGUGAAUUUGGUAAUGGAGAAUUCUUGAAUAAAGAUUCUGAUCAAUUGUCUCAGUAUUUCGAUUUUGACGCUGCAUCUGAAAGAGAACAAUUUUGGGAUAUGGAUAAUAUUUCACAGUAUUUCGAUUUUGAUGCUGCAUCUGAAAGAGAACAAUUUUGGGAAAUGAAUAAUAUUUCACAUAUGUCUAGUAGAUCAACUACCGAAUCUUUAGUAGGUGACGUGUACCGAAUUAGGGAGGAAGACGAUUUCAACGCUAGGUUAGCCACAUUAGCUAACAAAGUCGAGGCCAUAGAGUUAUGGAAACUCAACGGAAUUGCUUCUACGCCUACGCAUAUGCCUAAGGUUAAUAAAAGUUGUAGUAUUUGCGAGAACAUGGAACAUUCUACGAAUUUGUGUCCGAUGAUUCCUAUCUUUAAGGAAGUGUUGCGUGAUCGAGAAGCAAAUGCUACAAACACAUUUAAGAAGCCUUAUCAAAAUCCCUACUCCGAGGAGGCUUAUAAUUUUGUGCCUUACAAUUCCGCACCUAAGAGGAGUUUAGAGGAUACUUUGCAACGAUUUAUGGAAUCUCAAACUAUGAUCAAUAAUCAAACUUCCGAAGCAAUUAAUGAUAUAAGAAGGACGCUAACUAAAUUGACUGCCUCUUCGAGCAAUCAGGGGAAAGGUGGUUAAAAUUCCGUUCAAGCACUACGAAUUCCCGAAUGCCAAUCGUGUGUGGGUGAGUGUAUUCUAAUGUCGCACUAGCUCUUCUUUUGUCAUGUGUACAAUAGUAUUGCUUGGAUGAAUUCUUAUAUAUAUUUUUUUAUUUGAUAAUGAAAGAACUUGCG
This is a messenger RNA of Erythranthe guttata (spotted monkey flower), 1883 nucleotides long. The record is from RefSeq and is a predicted model, not a curated record. NCBI's taxonomy places the organism in Eukaryota, Viridiplantae, Streptophyta, Magnoliopsida, Lamiales, Phrymaceae.